CGGUCGCGGAAGCUGAGCGGAGUCACGGAAGCCUGGGAGACUGUUCUGGGGCCGGGAGGUCCGGGCAGGUGUCCGGCCACCAGCUGACAAAAGACUGCGUCGUGUUGCCGGUUUCGCAGGCACCAUGAGCCAGGACGCCGAGGUGGACAUGAAGGAAGUGGAGCUGAACGAGCUGGAACCCGAGAAGCAGCCGAUGAACGCGGCGUCGGGGGCGGCUGUGGCUGUGGCCGUGGCGGGCGGUACCGAGAAGAAUGGUCUGGUGAAGAUCAAGGUGGCCGACGACGAGGCGGCCGCGGCCAAGUUCACAGGCCUGUCUAAAGAGGAGCUGCUGAAGGUGGCAGGCAGCCCCGGCUGGGUGCGCACCCGCUGGGCGCUGCUGCUGCUCUUCUGGCUCGGCUGGCUUGGCAUGCUGGCGGGCGCCGUGGUCAUCAUCGUUCGGGCGCCGCGCUGCCGCGAGCUGCCCGCAAUGAGCUGGUGGCACAAGGGCGCCCUCUACCGCAUUGGCGACCUUCAGGGCUUCCAGGGCCGCGACGCAGGCGACCUAGUGGGUCUGAAGGGGCGGCUUGAUUACUUGAGCACCCUGAAGGUAAAAGGUUUUGUGUUGGGCCCAAUUCACAAGAACCAGAAGGAUGACCUCACAGGGACCAAUUUGGAACAGAUCGCCCCCACUUUUGGCUCCAAGGAAGAUUUUGACAGUCUCCUGCAAUCGGCCAAGAAAAAGAGCAUCCGGGUCAUCCUAGACCUCACUCCCAACUACAAGGGCCAGAACUUGUGGUUCCACUCCACUCAGAUUGACACUGUGGCCACCAAAGUGAAGGAGGCUCUGAGGUUUUGGCUGCAGGCUGGUGUGGAUGGAUUCCAGGUCCGGGAUGUGGGGAAUCUGACAGAUGCGUCUUCAUUCUUGGCUGAGUGGCAGAACAUCACUAAGAGCUUCAGUGAAGAUAGGCUCUUGAUUGCAGGCACAGACUCCUCCGACCUUCAGCAGAUCCUCAGCCUGCUCGAAUCCACCGAGGACCUGUUGUUGACCAGCUCUUACCUGUCAACCUCCAGUUUCACUGGGAAGCAUACGCAUUUCCUGGUCACCCAGUAUUUGGACGCCUUUGGCAGCCGCUGGUGCAGCUGGAGUUUGUCUCAGUCGGGGCUCCUGACUUCCUUCGUGCCACCUCAGCUCCUCCGACUCUACCAGCUGCUGCUCUUCACCCUGCCAGGGACCCCAGUUUUCAGCUAUGGAGACGAGAUUGGCCUAGAGGAAGCUGCCCUUCCUGGACAGCCUGUGAAGGCCCCGGUCAUGCUGUGGGAUGAAUCCAGCUUUCCCAACACUUCGGGACCUGUAAACACCACCAUGACUGUGAAGGGCCAGAGUGAAGACCCUGGCUCCCUCCUCUCCCUGUUCCGAUGGCUGAGCGAUCAGCGGGGUGAGGAGCGCUCCCUGCUGCACGGAGAUUUCCACGCGCUCUCCUCGGGGCCCGGCCUCUUCGCCUAUAUCCGGCAAUGGGACCAGAGCGAGCGCUUCCUCAUAGUGCUCAACUUUGGGGACGUGGGCCAGCCUGCCGGGCUGGGCGCCUCCAGCCUGCCUGCCGGCACCAGCCUGCCAGCCAGUGUGGAUCUGCUGCUCAGCACCCGGCCAGGCCGCAAGGAGGGCGCCCCUCUCGAGCUGGAGCACCUGAACCUGGAGCCCCACGAGGGGCUGCUGCUCCGCUUCCCCUACCUGGCCUGACCUGGGCCCACUCCCCGCCCCGCCCUGCCCCUCCCCAGGCCCUUUGACCUCUGGUUGUUCUCUCUCUCUCUCUCUCUUCUUUUUUUUUUAAACUGUUACAGAUGAGCCCCAAAAUAGGGUGUUUUCUGGUUUCAAAUAAAAGUCACCCCUACCUGG
Molecule: messenger RNA, 1873 nt
Organism: Physeter macrocephalus (sperm whale)
Lineage: Eukaryota; Metazoa; Chordata; Mammalia; Artiodactyla; Physeteridae
Gene: SLC3A2
Product: solute carrier family 3 member 2
Exons: 9
Coding region: 125-1717 (530 amino acids)
Biological process (GO): L-alanine import across plasma membrane; L-leucine import across plasma membrane; carbohydrate metabolic process
Cellular component (GO): basolateral plasma membrane; apical plasma membrane
Molecular function (GO): aromatic amino acid transmembrane transporter activity; L-leucine transmembrane transporter activity; L-alanine transmembrane transporter activity
Source: RefSeq, a predicted model, not a curated record